Phyllostomus hastatus (greater spear-nosed bat) is the source of this 8110-nucleotide messenger RNA. It is a transcript of the gene RPS6KA6, whose product is annotated as ribosomal protein S6 kinase A6. Gene Ontology annotation, biological process: protein phosphorylation. Gene Ontology annotation, molecular function: ATP binding; magnesium ion binding; ribosomal protein S6 kinase activity. Bases 385 to 2619 code for a protein of 744 amino acids. NCBI's taxonomy places the organism in Eukaryota, Metazoa, Chordata, Mammalia, Chiroptera, Phyllostomidae. The transcript has 22 exons. The record is from RefSeq and is a predicted model, not a curated record.
CAUAUUGACAGAGCCGGGAGCGGGGAGGGGGCCCCCCGAGAAGCUGGGUGGGGGCGGGGGUAGUCAGAGCCUGGCGACAGUCGCGGCGGCGGCGGCGGCGGCGGCGGCGGCGGCGGCGGCGGUGCCGAGCGGAGCCCAGCGGCAGCUACCGGAGAGACAGCGCGGAGUUGUCUCCUCUAUGGGGAGCAGCAGCCUGCGGCGGGGGUGACCUCCUGCUCCCAGCCUGUGGGGGACACUGUGGCGAGGGCAGCGGUCGCCGAGGGCGGGGCUGGGAGUCGCGGCGGCGGCGGCGGCGGCGGCGGCGGCGGCGGGCAACCUCCAAAGACAGGAUGCGCGGCGGUGCUGGAGGUUGGCAGCUCCCGUCCGAGCGCUCCUGAAGGGGCGAUGCUGCCGUUCGCUCCUCUGGAGGAGCCCUGGGACGAAGACAUGGAGGUGUUCGGUGGCAGCGCGACCGGCGGCGAGGUAAAUCAUCUUAAAGUGGUUGAUGAACCAAUGGAAGAGGGAGGAGCAGAUUCUUGCCAAGAUGAAGGAGUUGUUAAAGAAAUUCCCAUUACUCAUCAUGUUAAGGAAGGAUAUGAGAAAGCAGACCCUGCACAGUUUGACUUGCUCAAGGUUCUUGGUCAGGGAUCCUUUGGAAAGGUUUUUCUUGUUAGAAAGAAGACUGGUCCUGAUGCUGGGCAGCUUUAUGCAAUGAAGGUGUUAAAAAAAGCUUCUUUAAAAGUUAGAGACAGAGUUCGGACAAAGAUGGAGAGAGAUAUACUGGUGGAAGUAAAUCAUCCAUUUAUUGUCAAAUUGCAUUAUGCCUUUCAGACUGAAGGGAAGCUGUAUUUAAUACUGGAUUUUCUCAGGGGAGGCGAUGUCUUCACAAGAUUAUCCAAAGAGGUUCUGUUUACAGAGGAAGACGUGAAAUUCUACCUUGCAGAACUAGCCCUUGCUUUGGAUCAUCUGCACCGAUUAGGAAUUGUGUAUAGAGACCUGAAGCCUGAAAACAUUCUGCUUGAUGAAAUAGGACAUAUCAAGUUAACAGAUUUUGGACUCAGCAAGGAAUCAGUAGAUCAAGAAAAGAAGGCCUACUCGUUUUGUGGUACAGUGGAGUAUAUGGCUCCUGAAGUAGUAAAUAGGAGAGGUCAUUCCCAGAGUGCUGAUUGGUGGUCAUAUGGUGUGCUUAUGUUUGAAAUGCUUACUGGUACUCUGCCAUUUCAAGGUAAAGACAGAAAUGAGACCAUGAAUAUGAUAUUAAAAGCAAAACUUGGAAUGCCUCAGUUUCUUAGUGCUGAAGCACAAAGUCUGCUAAGGAUGUUAUUCAAAAGGAAUCCAGCAAAUAGAUUGGGUUCAGAAGGAGUUGAGGAAAUCAAAAGACAUAAUUUUUUUGCAAAUGUUGACUGGAAUAAAUUAUAUAAAAGAGAAGUUCAACCUCCUUUCAAACCUGCUUCUGGAAAGCCAGAUGAUACUUUCUGUUUUGACCCAGAAUUUACUGCAAAAACACCUAAAGAUUCUCCUGGUUUGCCAGCCAGUGCUAAUGCUCAUCAACUCUUCAAAGGAUUCAGCUUUGUUGCAACAUCUAUUGCAGAAGAAUAUAAAAUUACUCCUAUCACAAGUGCAAAUGUAUUACCAAUUGUUCAGAUAAAUGGAAAUGCUGCGCAAUUUGAUGAAGUAUAUGAAUUGAAAGAAGAUAUAGGUGUUGGCUCAUAUUCUGUUUGCAAGCGAUGCAUACAUACGGUGACCAACAUGGAGUUUGCAGUGAAGAUCAUUGACAAAAAUAAGAGAGAUCCCUCGGAGGAAAUUGAAAUUUUGAUGCGAUAUGGACAGCACCCCAACAUUAUCACUUUAAAGGAUGUUUAUGAUGAUGGUAGAUAUGUUUACCUUGUUACGGAUUUGAUGAAAGGAGGAGAGCUGCUCGACCGUAUUCUCAAACAAAAAUGUUUCUCAGAACGGGAAGCCAGUGAUGUGCUGUUUGUAAUAACUAAGACAGUUGACUAUCUUCAUUGCCAAGGAGUUGUUCAUCGUGAUCUUAAACCUAGUAAUAUUUUAUACAUGGAUGAAUCAGCUAGUGCAGACUCCAUUAGGAUCUGUGAUUUUGGAUUUGCAAAACAGCUUCGAGGAGAAAAUGGACUUCUCUUAACUCCAUGCUACACAGCAAACUUUGUAGCACCAGAGGUUCUUAUGCAACAGGGCUAUGAUGCUGCUUGUGAUAUUUGGAGUCUGGGAGUCCUUUUUUACACAAUGUUGGCUGGCUACACUCCGUUUGCUAAUGGCCCCAAUGAUACUCCUGAAGAGAUACUGCUGCGUAUAGGCAAUGGAAAGUUCUCUUUGAGUGGUGGAAACUGGGACAAUAUUUCAGAUGGAGCAAAGGAUUUGCUUUCCCAUAUGCUACAUAUGGACCCACAUCAGCGGUACACUACAGAACAAGUAUUAAAACACUCAUGGAUAACCCACAGAGACCAGUUGGCGAGUGAUCAGCCAAAUAGAAGUGAUACAUCACAUGUCAUUAAGGGAGCAGUGGUAGCCACAUAUUCGGCCCUGACUCGCAAGACCUUCCAGCCAGUCCUGGAGCCUGUUGCUGCCUCAAGCUUAGCUCAGCGACGGAGUAUGAAGAAGCGCACCUCAACGGGCUUGUAAGAUUCCCAGUGCUUCUCAGCCAAACUGGACAAAGAGAAAAUUAAGUGUGUGGCUUUUGCCUAAUCUUAUAUUAAAGGCAUUGUUUUCUGCUACAUUACUUGAAUAUUCUGUGUAAGCCUCCUUAUUUAGGGGGAGUGAGAUUAAAAAUUAAACAUACACAGGUCCACGAUAUUCAUAAUGUUGUUUUUCAGUAGUGUCCAAGAUUUACUUAAGUAUAUGAUUGGUGUUCAUAAAGUCCUAACAACUUCUCUGCACACUCACUUCAAUAGUUCCUUUUAAAUAAUGUUACUUUAAUUAUUUUUCUGGUUUUAUACGAUAAUGGUUGGGGGGAUCAUUACCAAUAAUCAAGAUGCAAAUAUGAUAGUAUAAUGUCAGUCAAUUUCAGUUUUUUAAUAUCAAAUCCUGAAGGAUAGGCUUAAAAAAAAGCGAGCUGAAAGUGUAUUGUAGAAGCUUGUUAUUGUGCACAACCAAAGGACUCCAUUCAUUUUAUAGUAACUCCACUCUAGUUAACUAAAAUGUAGACAUGGCAGUUUGGUGCCAGAGAAAAAGUUUUCUGUGCUAAUAUGUGAACUCCUGAUAUGGUUGUUGCCAAAGUUUUUACAGAACUAAGUCACAGAUAAGGUAUGCAGUCAGACCUGUAUAUUGUCCAUAAGUGGCCUCAUCUAGAAAUAAAGAUUUCCAUAAGGCUUCUGUAAAUUUCACCUCUAAAGGAACUGGAGUAACAGUGAAGAAUUUUUUAGUCAAAGGCUUUAUAUUGGUGUUCUGACCUGCUAAAUAGGUCAUAAUUAAGCCUUUGAAAAUAAAAUACAUGGUGUUCACACUACCUUGGUGUUAUGUAAGCUAACUUUUAGGUGAACCAGUUGGAUUUAGACAUUAUUGUCCUUCCAGAAACUACACUGUUGUUUUUUGGGUUUCCAUGUGCUUUGAAUUACAGUGUAGCAUAUUAGUCUACCUUGAAUCCUAUGGCAAUGUAGUUGAAAUUUUACUGUAGUGGGCUUGUGAGCUUAGCACACAUGAUAUAGUAUAAUGCAUUUCAGUAAACUUUAGACAAUGCUACGUAAUAGUUAAACUUUCAAAAAGAUGAACUGAAAUUUUAAAAUAGGAAGUAAUAUUAAUAAUCUACAUAAAAUUUUAACACAUUUUUAAAUUAUAUUAUAAAAGAAAUCUGGCCAAAUUGAUCCGGUCUUAUUCAAUUUAUGAUUCAGAACCACUGUGUAUUAGGUAUUGUAUUAUCUAAAUGAUGAAAUUUUAAAGAAUCUUUUUGUGUUGUUGAAUAAGAUACCAUUACUACUACUGCUACUACUACUACUAUUACUACUACUACUACUACUACUACUACUACUACUGACAGAAAGAACACAUGAAUGUAAACUUGGAGGAUUUAACAGUUUUGUUUCGUGAAUAUAAAUGAACUACUUGUGUGUGUUAGGUGUACUGUUUGCUGUGUAUUUUAUUUUGCUUAGUUCAGAGAGAGAGUUGAUUUCUGAUUGAAGUAUACAAUUUAGUCUAGGAGACAUAACUUUGGUAUUUAAUAAAAGAAACUAUACAUAUUCUCUAUAAUGUAAGUGAUAUAUAUUCCCUGCACAAAGAUCUGUUUUUUGGAUGUGGUGUAUAAAGUAUAUGUCUUUAUUUUGAAAUGUCUUUUUGCAGUAAUUCAAAGACAUUAAAGAACAUCUAAUGUCACAUGGAAAACAGUACUUAGAACUAGACUGGUAUUAUAUCUUGUCGAUUUUUGUGCCCCAAUUUGGCUUUUCCUUUCCUCGUUUUGCUUUAUGACUAUAUGUAAUUGCACAUAACAAUGUGUGCUCAUGCACUUAUUUUUGUCUUGCCAUUAUCUUCUUUGUGCUAUUAUGGCUUCCUAUCAAAAUUAAUAUGACAAACUCAGAGGUAUGAUUUUGAUGUUUAACUUUUCAGAACAGAGAUACUAUUUCCAUGUGUGCUUUUCUAGUAAUAGAAUUAGGGUUAGUGAAAUUGGAAAAUGAAAACUGAUCAAAAAAUAACUUUGUCUUUCCAUAAUCAGUAGUUUUUUUUAAAAAAUAGAUGAUCUGAAUUAAUUUGUCAAUGAAUUUGCACAGAAUGGUCAUGCCAUACAGUCCUUCAUGAAAGGAACAAUCAGAAUUACGCAGUGAACAGCAUGAUACCUCAUCACUGAGUGAGGACUGACAAUGUAUAAAAGAAACAUAUAUGCUACUGGGUUUUUCUUACAAUUGUGCAAGACUUUUCUGGUGAAGAAUUCAAACGUGGUAGCUUAAUAGUUGUAGGGAGCAACCUUAUUUUAAGUGGAAGGUUUAAACUAUACCCUCAUUUUUUAGAAGGAACCCAAGUAGUGAUGCCGAAUCAUGUCUAUUUUGGCUACAACUGCAACGCAACAAACACAGACAUAAAUGGGAUAUUUUUUUUGAUGGGGCUUCUAUAAAUACUUAAACAGUAAAAAAUCCUUUUUAUAAGACUUCAGAAUACUUGGUUUCUAAUGGAUUCAUGAACAAUGAUUUUGCAUUGCUUUUCUUUCUAGUUGAUGUUUCUUGGUAGUGUUUCAUGAUAGCACAGUUUGGGUUUUUUAUCGUUGUCUGGAAGGGAGAAGAUAUUGUAGUUUGUUUGUUUUUUUUUCCUGAAAGGGAAAAAUACCAAUUUUACCCAGAUAGACUAACAAUCUAAUGUCCUAAAGCACAUAGUAUCAUGAAUAAACUCAGGAAACCAAUUGCAAGAAAAUUAAAGUGUAGUGCCAGAGAUGGUAAUUUUGUGGGAAAAUUGAACUUUAACCUAUUUUGUUAGAUCCAGUAACACCUAAACAUUGAUUUUUAUAAUUUAUUGCCUUUGAUAAUUAAACAUAGUAAAACAUUUUGAUAGCACCUCUGGUUAGCCCAAAGGGAUUCUGUAUCUCUAGGCAACCCACAAACUUAAGGACAGAUGCUUGGUGUUUUAUUAAAACAUGCUAAAAUAGUACUGACCACAGAAACUUAUUUAUAUUAAUUGAAUAGUAUUUUCCUGACCAUAAGAGACCCUUUAUAUCUGAAGAAGGUAGAGAACCACUUAUCUUGGCCUUAAGGUUAACUAGAAAACUUAGGCUUUAAACUAGGCAAAGCAUGUCUUUGGCAUUCUUGACAUUCUCUUCCUCUGGCUCUCCAGCCCCUGCGUGCUAUCCUAUUCAAUUACCUCACAGAGGACUCUAUGAUUAAAUUAUUCCUGAAAGAUUCUGUAACCCAAAAGAACCUCACAUCCUUCCCCUUCCUCAAAUCUGAACUUCCAUUUUCACAGAGCAGCUAUUUUCAGUGAACAGGGUGAAAGGAGAGCUAUUUCAUUCCCAUUUUUCCAUCAGUGACUAGUAGAAAAUUGGCGUUUUUCAAGAAAGAUGUCUGUUAAUCAAGCAAGUUUCUACUUGCUGGAUUUUCAGGCACUCUAACCAAAUGAGAUUAAUUUAAACUUUAAUUAUUAUCAGGGAAGACAUUUUUGGGCAAGGCAUUUACGCAGUAUGCCCCAAUAAAUUGCCAUUUGUUCAUUUAUUGUUGUUAUUAUUUGCACGGUUCUUGGCUUUCUACUUCUCAAUUUACAUUUUCUCUUAAAAGCUUCCAUGCUUUUUAAUCACAAUGAAUUUCUAUGACAGAAUGGUGUGGAGGGAGGCCGUUGUUGUUAAACCAAUAUUUAUCUGUAGUCUCCGUUUCUCACAGUAUAUGACCCAGAACAUAAGGAGUCUUCCCGUGCCCCCGGGCUCCUACUCCUAUUGUAUUUACAGAGAAAAGGAGAGCUCGGAAAGGUUGAAUGCAAACUGUCAGUGGGGGUCAAAGUCUCCAGAUCCUUUGACUAGAUUUCAGGACACAGAGAUCCUAUUUAUCACAAUAUUUCUUAACAAGAAUGCAAGCCAUAUUGAGUAUAAAUUGGUCAACUGCAAUUAAACUUUUAGAACAGUUUCUUACACUUUCAGCUUAUUCAGGUUAUUUUGGCAUGUAUCACAAAAUGAAUGACUGCUAUAAAUAGUAGAGCAACUCAGUAGUGUGUUUUCUGCAUUCCUAUGCAAGACUGUAGUGGCACUGAUAGUGAUUGUUCACAAAUACAUUUUAAUCAUGAUGCACUGUUCUUGCUUUUAGUCUUACUAUAUAGUGAAGUCCAUCAUAUAAUUUUAACAAAAUGCGUGAUUGCUUAAAAUUCAAGUUGAUUGCUAAUACUUGGAAGUAUAGUAACUCCUAAAUUUUAGGCAUAACUUUCUUUGAACUCUGAAGAAAAACAGAAAGGAAAAGUAUUUUUAGAAUACAGAAAUUCAAGCUUGCUUACUUAUAUUCUAGUGCACAAAUUAUGUAUCUUUUAGUUUGUUGACCAGCAAGAAAUCUUAGCUAAAUUCUUAGAAAUAAUAUAUAUGUGAUUACCGAGUUAGGAUUUGCUCUGUAUUCACAUUUCUAAACCUUGGACAAUAGAGCAUCUGUUUUGCUUUCAUUCUAUUUGUCUAAUUACGUACAUCAGCCUCUUCAAAAAUUAUUUAUUAGGCAUCUAAUUCCAUGUGGAACAGUUCUAGACAUUGUACUCAGUGCUUUAGUUUCUUAAUAAAUUGUCAUAGUGUGACUAAUUAGGGUUAUUUGCUUUUUUUCUUUUGUAUCAACUAAUAUCGCUCAGGUCACAUUUGAGUUUUCAAGUUCUCUCUCUAUGAAGUUGAGACCAUUUGUAGCAAAAACAAAGUAAAUUUGUUUUUUUAAUAUGAUAAAUAUUUUUUUAAGAUCACAAAAGUGUUCUAACAUGAAAUAGCCAUUUUGACAGUUAUAUAGGAAAUCCUAAUUAAAUAUUCAAAUGCCAGCAUGGUUUGGAAAUGAGAAUUUAUCUUGAACUAAAUUCCACAGUACCAAAAAGGGAGAAUAUGGUGUUUCUGUGUUUAAUUUUUAAAAAGCAUUAUGUAAUAUUAGUUAACAUGGCAUUUAUGCAGAGUAAAUAGUUUGCUGUAGCCACAGUUAAAAAAAAAACAAACCACAAACAUUGUCUUGCCAACAGUUCCCAAGCACUUUGGGAUUCCUACACUUAUUUCAUGACAUAGAAAAUAUGACAUUCACUGGCUUUUUGUUGCACUCUUCAGACAGAAACGGCAUUAAAUAACAGUCAUGUGUAAAUUUGAUUCAUGUGUACUUAAAAAUGUAAAUGCGGCUAUUGAAAGAAAUGGUCCCCAGUCUUCAGAUAACUGUAUUUUCUUUUUCUGACUACAUCAUGGAGUUUAUACCAUCAUUUACUUUAUAACUGGUUUUUAAAAGCAUUGCUCUUUUUGACAUGAAAGUUUUCAUUGUUCUACAUUUUUCAUGUAAGCCCCACCCCAGUAGUGUACUUGAUAGUGCUUUUUCCCUUCACAGUGCUGCUAAAGAAAUGGCUAUAAUUUUGAAUUUACAACAUGCCAAAGAUGACAUAGAAAUUAUAUUUAUUUUGUUUUUGUUAAAACUCUGUGAGCAACAUUUAUCAACAUAUCAUGUUAAAUUACUGGCAUUUUCUGGGUACUAAAUAAAAAGGCUACAACUUUCUAACA